Molecule: messenger RNA, 2099 nt
Organism: Magallana angulata
Lineage: Eukaryota; Metazoa; Mollusca; Bivalvia; Ostreida; Ostreidae
Product: sodium-dependent proline transporter-like
Exons: 13
Coding region: 234-2006 (590 amino acids)
Biological process (GO): sodium ion transmembrane transport
Cellular component (GO): membrane
Source: RefSeq, a predicted model, not a curated record
UUUUGAGAAAAAAGAACACGUGAUAAUUUUAUAUAUCCACCCUCUAAAAAAUAAAUAAAAUGGCCUUGUAAUAGGUAUAUGUGAUACCAGCGACAGAUCCCAUUAUGUUGCCCUGGCAGACACAAUAUUGUUGUUUACUCAGUCAUGCAGGACUCAUUACAUUCACCAAAUAGUUUAGUUACCUUCACAUAGAUGUCAACUUGCGCUCGACAUUUCCACCUCACCUGAGCAAGAUGUCGCCAAAUUCAGGAGAUGUGCAGCGGGGAAACUGGAAAAAUUGGUGGGAAUUCCUGUUUUCUUCUGUUGGAUGUCUUGUUGGCCUAGGGAACAUCUGGAGAUUUCCGUACAUCUGUUUCAGAAAUGGUGGAGGUGCCUUCUUGUUGCCGUAUUUCAUAUUCAUGUUUCUAUGUGCAAUGCCGAUGAUGUUCCUUGAAAUGACGGUUUCACAGUAUUCGAACCUCGGACCUGGCAGAGUUUGGGUUUGUUGUCCAUUGUUCAAAGGAAUCGGGUACGGGAUGAUAGUAUUGACGGGUAUAGUAAGUAUCUACUACAACGUAAUUCUGGCAUGGACAUUGUACUAUUUCGGAAUGUCUUUUUCCUCCGAUCUUCCAUGGACUCGAUGCGACAAGGAAUGGAAUACUGAUACUUGCAUCAUACGUGGAAUGAACUACACACCAGCGCUGUUCAGAAAUAACUUUACAGAGAAGAAAAAUGUUAGUUUUGAGGCCGUAACUUUUCAUCAACAUACAUCUGCAGAGGAAUUUUGGGAGAGAAAUGUCUUGGACAUGUCUGAGGGGAUUGACAGUCCCGGACACAUCCGGUGGCAACUUCUACUUUGCCUGUUGGCUGCAUGGUUUGCCGUAUUUUUAUGUUUAUUCAAAGGAAUUAAGACUUCAGGAAAAGUCGUGUACGUCGCAGCCACCGUUCCGUAUCUUUUCCUUUUGGUCCUACUUAUUCGAGGUCUGGUAUUCAACAUCGAUGGAGCAAUCAAGGGCUUGAAAGUAUUUCUAAUACCACGUAUGGAGGAUUUGCUGAAAUUCGAUGUAUGGUGUGACGCCGCUGUCCAGAUGUUUUACUCGGCAGGGCUAGGCUGGGGAGGUAUACCCACACUAGCAAGCUAUAAUUCAUUUAACAACAACGUAUUCAGAGACGCAAUGAUUUUACCUAUUGUUGAUGUUAUCACAAGCAUUUUUGCCGGGUGCGUCGUUUUUGUGACGCUAGGAUUUAUGGCGGAAGAAGCCGGUGUCCCCAUAGAGAAUGUCGUUGACAGCGGACCAGGGAUCGCCUUUGUUGUGUACCCCGAGGCAGUUUCUAAGCUUCCUCUUCCCCAGCUAUGGGCAGUUCUAUUUUUUCUCAUGCUUUUUACUGUGGGUCUUGACAGCCAGAUGGUUCACGUUCAAACCCUGACAGGCGCCCUUCUGGACAAUUUCCCCAAAGCUUUACACAAAUGGAAAACUGCGUUAACGGGUAUAUUAUGUUUGCUUGGAUUUUUACUCGGAAUUCCAUGUAUUACACAGGGAGGUAUCUAUGUACUAACGUUAAUAGACUGGUACUGCGCAAGUGUGUCCGUCAUGCUCUUAACCUUCUUGGAAGUAGUGGCAUUAGCUUGGUUUUAUGGAGUGAGGCGAAUUUACGAAGAUUUGGAAAUUAUGAUUGGACACAGACCUAGUGGGUUGUGGCACGUUAUGUGGCGCUUCGUGACUCCGAUAGUUAUCCUGAUAAUUUGGCUGGUCAGCUUGAGUCGGUACUCGGAGGUAGAAUAUGGGACUUACAGGUACCCAUCACAUGCUGUUGGGAUCGGGUGGAUGAUCGCCAUACUGUCGUUAAUCCUGAUACCAGCUGGUAUGAUAUCAUCCAUCUCGAAGACAGCUGAUGCCUCAACACCCCUCAUAGAGCGACUUCGGGUUUCUGUUCAGCCAACAGACGAGUGGAAGCCAGCCAUUCGUCCCCCACCAGGGGAUGUAGAGAUGAGCAAAACUCUGAUCUUCAAUGGCAUGACCUUAUAAACCGAUAAAGGAGCUCAAGACAAGACAUGAAUUUGUAAUUUGCGAAGACAAAGCUGACAUCGACAUAAAAUAAUGACCCAUACAUAUUUUUUU